Lutra lutra (Eurasian river otter) is the source of this 720-nucleotide messenger RNA. RefSeq names its product keratin-associated protein 12-2-like. The coding region runs from base 144 to 524 and encodes 126 amino acids. The record is from RefSeq and is a predicted model, not a curated record. NCBI's taxonomy places the organism in Eukaryota, Metazoa, Chordata, Mammalia, Carnivora, Mustelidae. The transcript has a single exon. Gene Ontology annotation, cellular component: keratin filament.
GAAAACAAUCAGGCAACCCGGAGGAAGGCCCCCGUGUGGCUUGUUGCCAGGAUGCCACAGCCCGGGUAUAAAGGCUGCCUGGGGAAGGAGCCUCCAGACCAGCCCCGUCCUCCACCCUGACUCCACUCCAGCCCCACGCCGCCAUGUGCCAGUCCAGCUGCUCCACGGGCUGCCAGCAGGCCUGCUGCGUGCCCAGCUCCUGCCAGACGUCCUGCUAUGUGCUCAGCCCCUGCCAGACGUCCUGCUGCGUGCCCAGCUCCUGCCAGACGUCCUGCUGCGUGCCCGUGAGCUGCAAGCCAGCCGUGUGUGUGCCCAUGAGCUGCAAACCAGCCGUGUGCGUGCCCAUGAGCUGCAAACCAGCCGUGUGCAUGCCGGUGAGCUGUAAGCCAGCUGUGUGCAUGCCUGUGAGCUGUAAGCCCAUUGUGUAUGUGGCUCCCUCCUGCCAGUCCUCUGGGGACUGCCAGCCCUCCUGCCCCACCCUGCUCUGUAGGCCUGUCCCCUGCGGCACCCCUACGUGCUGCUGAGCUCAUGGCCUCCUAGGACCCCUCCUCCGUGCUGUCAGAAGUAGCUGCUCUCCCAACUCCUACCAGGCAGCCCAGAUAUCACCCACUUCAGACCUUCCGGACCCAACUAGACCAUCUUACAGCAAAGUCACUUGAUCCCCGGUACCCAGGUGGAGAGUCGCCCCCAGUGUCUCUGGCUGGUGUGGAGUGCCCAGCU